AAAUAUCCCAAGCUAGGGUUCCGGUUAUCGUUCUGCAUUGAUAGGUAGAGCGCUGUGAGAAACACAACAAACACUGCCGCAACGCAACCGUUACGAGAACACUCACUUGACACAGUUUGUUUCUCGUUUCGUGGAACACUUGGAAGGCACAAUGGGAGGGAGGAAGAAGAAGUUCAUCGACAAGAAGAACUCUGCCACUUUCCAACUCAUCGCUCGCGACACCUCCGACCCUUCUUUCUCCCAAUCCGACCGCGUCUUCGUCCGCGUCGACAACAACCCCGUUUCCUUCCCCGUCGCCGAUGACUCCGCUUUUGAUGACGCCCCCGACGACUACUACUACGACGACGACGCCGGAGUUAGCGGUGGUCCCUUGCCGGAGGACGUGAGGAGGGAGAUUCUGGAGCUAGGGUUUCCGGAUGAUGGCUAUAACUACUUGAAUCACUUGAGGGAAAUCAAGAACAGUGGCGCUGGUGCUGCUUUCUACCACAACCCCAAGUUCAAGCUACAACACCUCCCUCGCGAUGUUAAGGCAUUUGAUGCUUCUAGAUUGCAAAUUGCUGAGGCGGAUGGAGAGCCUGAGGAGAACACUAUAUACAGUGUUGCGUCCAAGACUACCAGCGUAAGGGUGCAGAAAGCAGUUGAUCCUGAAGUGGCUGCACUGCUUGAUGAUGACGAUUUGUCACGGUUGGGAUCUGAUGUCGAGGAUUUGGAAGAAGACUUUGUUGUUCAGGCGAAUCUCCUUGAAGAUGAAGAUGAAGAUGAGGAAGAGAAGGAUUGUAUAUUUAAUGAAACGAGUUUUUCCGAGGAAUCUGCGAUACAUAGAAACGGGAACAGUGCACAUGCACUGCAAGUUUCUUCCUAUUCCAGAGUCACAGAUGAUUCUGGACCUUUGGAUGGGGUGACAGAUGGUGUACCAGGAGAGGACUGUGUUGGUGAGAAGCAAAGAGCUCGUCGUUUGCUGGACGAGCAAUUUGAUUUGCUCGAACGCCAAGAAUAUGGAACUGAUGAUGAUGAUGGUGAUUAUUAUGAAAAUUAUGAAGCCGAUGAAGAUGAGUCCCUUGCUGAGAAGCUCAAACACUCUCUUAACAACCAUGUAUUGGAUGAUCUAGAACUUGAUGAUGACAAGUAUAAGGUUCCUGCAGACUUAUUGAAGAAUAAAGAUGCUCCACAUGAGGAACAAGAGGAUUCUGCUGCUGAUGUGAUUCGUCGCUGCAAGGAAUAUGCUGAGGAGUAUGAAGUUGAAGAUGAUCACAAGGAUGUUGUACUUGUACAAGAAAGUAGUGAUGAAUCAGAAGUUUGGGAUUGUGAGACUAUUGUUUCGAUGUACUCAAAUUUAGAUAACCACCCUGGAAAGAUUGAAGCACCUGGAGUAACCAGGAAAAAGAAAUUGUCUGAAACCGUGUCUGCAGUCUUGAGUUCCUCUAGUCAAAUAAUACCCCUUAGAGGAAAAGAGAAACUCCCCGUAGACUUCUUGCCUGGUGGUAGGAAACCUGCCACCGAAAAGGUUAAAGGCCAGAGCAUUGCAAAAACUGAGCAGUACAAGAGAAAACAACAUGGCCUUGAGUCAAAGGAGGAGAAGAAAGAACGGAAGGCUGCUGUGAAGGAGGAACGACAUGAGGCACGUCGCAAUAAAAAAGAAAUGAAAGAGCUUUAUAAAUGUGAAGCACAUCGGGCACAGAGAGCUGCUGCUGUGUCUGGUCCUUCUUCCAUUCAUCUUUUGUAAGUUAACAAUUACAAGUACUGGCUGUUGUGAUGUGAGUCUUUUUGCCCAAGCAAGAAUGUGCUCAGAGAGUGUUUUUGGUACUUGAAGAAAAACUUUUGUUGUUUUUAUUCACAAGGUUUACCAAAAAUCUUUAUUUUAUUGUUUUAGUGGCUUUUGUUUUGUAGAACAAAGUCCGCCAACCUUAUACAGGAGGAUACGCAAAUAGUUUUAAUUAUUCUUCUUUGAGUUGUAUGGUUUACUGAUCAAAGGCUAACCAAUAUAUUUUAUGCCUUUUGGCGACAACCUAAUUUAGCUAUUUAGAAAAUGUCGAAUUUCGGAGUUCUGUCGGCCAAAUUUGGAAUUUGAAGUUCCACUGUGACAAGCAGGUCUGUUGGAGUUUUGAAUUGGAAGAGCUCACUGGUGGUUCUA
This is a messenger RNA of Glycine soja, 2131 nucleotides long. RefSeq names its product protein LTV1 homolog. Gene Ontology annotation, biological process: ribosomal small subunit export from nucleus; ribosomal small subunit biogenesis. The transcript has 5 exons. The coding region runs from base 152 to 1723 and encodes 523 amino acids. Lineage: Eukaryota; Viridiplantae; Streptophyta; Magnoliopsida; Fabales; Fabaceae. The record is from RefSeq and is a predicted model, not a curated record. Gene Ontology annotation, cellular component: cytosol; preribosome, small subunit precursor; nucleus.